This is a messenger RNA of Dunckerocampus dactyliophorus (ringed pipefish), 3926 nucleotides long. Its product is annotated as early growth response protein 4-like. The transcript is spliced from 2 exons. The record is from RefSeq and is a predicted model, not a curated record. Gene Ontology annotation, molecular function: DNA-binding transcription factor activity, RNA polymerase II-specific; RNA polymerase II cis-regulatory region sequence-specific DNA binding. NCBI's taxonomy places the organism in Eukaryota, Metazoa, Chordata, Actinopteri, Syngnathiformes, Syngnathidae. Gene Ontology annotation, biological process: regulation of transcription by RNA polymerase II. Bases 2481 to 3701 code for a protein of 406 amino acids.
GCGGCUGCAAGACUACGCCCAGACGCCCCUGAAGGUUAGGAGGGGAAGCCCCGUCUGGAAGCAUGAAGCUCAUUCGCUGGAGUAUCGAGGACAGAAAGAGGAACAGCUCCAGCCUGGCCAGUGAUUCGCCCACACAGAUACGAGGUCCCGCCCCAAAUGGCAGGAAGCAGGAGGGCGUGACCCGCCGGCCCUGGUUGUCAAGGAAACGAUCUGGAAAGGACUGGGUGUAUUUUGGGGCGAUGAUCAGGAGCGUUACCUGGAUCGAACAUGUCCGGUCGGUGCCAGCAGUGUGGGUCAUGAUGGAUGGACCACAUGUUGACCAACACGCGAGUCCCAUGGCGGAUGGCGUGCCCACCAAUGCUGUGGCCAGAACCAAAUGGUAGCUUUGGCAGGUGCAGGUGCACAAACGUUUGCCAUACCUGCUUUCCUUCAUGGCACUAUGUGGGAUCAGCACUGGGCUGACAGGCCGGAUCCGCAUUCCCUCGUUGAUGACGCUGUCCAGGUAUGGCAGCCGACCACGAUCCGCCACACACACUGGCCGCUCGCCGCCCACCUGCUCGUCCAGCUCCUUCUGCACGCGCUCCUGGACCUGUGUGGUGGUGGGGCGGGAAAAGGUGGUAACCGCACUGCCCACUGUCACCGAGGCAGUGGGCGCCAUAUGUAAGGCGUGCAGUGCCUACCUCAGGGUGGUGCAGCAGGUAGGACAGGAUCCACAGCAGGGUGGUGGACGUAGUCUCCACGCCAGCGCCAAAGGCCUCUGCCGCAGUCAUUAACACGUGGUCAUCCGUGAUGGCUUCCCCCUCUGGCCCGGGUGAACUUUGACCCUUCAGCAAGGCAUCGAGGAGGUCUCGAGGCUCGCCGUCAUUCAGCGCCGCCUGUCGACGACACUUUCUUUAAGAACACGAGGCCAUGUGGCCGCUGCACUCUGGUGCCCUCUGCUGGUGUCCGUCACCUUGUGUUCCUGCAGUUUGCGCACCAGAAGACGGUCUCGCAUAGCAACGCAUGCCUGCAGCUCUCUCAGCGACGAGCUGGGGAACACCUGAGUGCCACAAGACACCCGUGAUGGUGAGGGAAUGGUUCUGGUUCCGGUUCUGGUUUUACCUUCAUCCAGGAAAAGAUGUCCACAAGUCCUCCCCUGGCGAUAGUGCGCACGAUGCCGUCAUUGUAUCGAAUCACCUCCUGCAGCUCGGCGUCGCCGUGGCGGUAGGUGGUGCUGAACACCAGCGUGCACACCACGUUGGUGAUGGCCGUGUUCACCGCAGCCGAUGGGUCGAAGCCACACCCCCCAUAGGACAACAAUAUUUUGCACAGACUUUCCACUUCAGACAUAACUGUCAGGAAGUAAAACAAUAGAGUGUCACGUGGUAAAAGAGUGGGCGGGAGCGAGUUCCUACCAAUUUCCUGCAGGCGACCGCUUCCUUCUCCAAACAGAGCCAAGGAAUUGUGGACUAAACGUCGGUGCAGCUUCCAAAGCAACGAGUAGUCAGCGAAGGCGAUGUCUUUCCCACCUCUGGUCAACAGGUCCGUGGUCACCUGCCGAGCCACGCCCCCAAACUUAGUGAGAGUGGCGCUUGACCAUUAAUACAAUGUGGCAAACAGGAAGUGGUGUCACCAUGCUGGGACGGCCUGCAAAGUCUCGUCCUCGCUGCAGCAGAACUUCUCUGGCGUGGACGUGAGAGUUGACCACCACUGUGCGGUGCGGCCCAAGGUAGAGCUCAAACAGCGGCCCGUACCUGACACACACACACACAACAAUUGCGCUCACUCCAGUGAAGUCGUCUUUCCGGAGGUCAAAGCUCUCACCUGUGGCCCAGUUGCGUGAAGAGUAGGUGUGGGGGGAUGGUGCCUCCUAUCCAGGGGAGGCUGCCUAGGAUGGGGAGGCGUGGCAGGCCAGGGAUGGUCCCCCUGCCGGCGGGACGAAGCCUAUUUGGCACCAGCAGAACCAAGGUAGUGAGGGUAGCGAGGACGAGCAGCACAAGAAGGAGCGGAGUGACACUCCCGACCAAGAUGGAGGCCAACAUGACUAUGAUGAUGGGAUGUCGGCGGAGCAGCUCUGCUUUUAAAGUCUGACGCCUGGAGCGACCUUGUCAGAGGUCAUGUGCUUGUUGUUGCCGUGUUUAUCUGCGUCAGCCGACCUCGCCGUUAUCAGGUUGUCACGGCAACCUUAAGGCAGGCCCAGAUUGUGUUGAUGAUUGGACAAGCCAUAGAGUUGCCAUGGCAACACGAGCUGUUAGCAUGUUGGACAUGUUGGACAUUCUCGUCUGUCACCAUGGAAACAACAUCUCUGCAGCAGUGCAUCACAGACCAUGGAGUCCUUAGCGUGCACAUGAUGCAGAUGUUCAUCUAAACAGGCGUUGGCAUGACAACAGCUCUCUCACACACACACACGCACACACACACACACAGUGCAUGUAUCCGCAGUGGGGUUCACAUGCGCCGCUGCAGUGAGGAAAGCCCACUGCUCCUUUUAUGGAGCGGGGAUGCCCGCUGUCACCACAGGAAGUCAGCCAUGUUUGGGCAUCCUCAACGUGCACGGUGGGGGGAAUCCCUCACACCGCUCUUCACCAAUGAGGAGGCGCUCGCGUUGCCAAGGAGACCGAGAGUAUAAAACGGCCAGUGAGUGGAGGAGCUCGGCAUCCUCAGCACCAGCGAGCGGAUCAACGGAACCCGGUUGCAGAUUCCUACCUGAAGACCUUUUAGAGGGAAUUCCCGCCAUGCUUGCCGAGCACCACCUCAGCUUCCUGUCUGACUUGGAGGACGCGUGCAGCACCUGGGCAGACAGUGUGGAGUCGGACCUGGCAGUUGUUUCCCCGGGAACUGACGCCUCAGACUCAGAUUUCUUCUCCGACUUCAGCGACUCUGACUCGCUCUCCCCAUCCGUCGCCUGUGGUGGCAGCUUCCUGCCUGAGCCGACGGCAGGCCUGAGCAGCACCGCGGAUGCCAUCCUCAACAUGAUCACAGAGAUCGUGGGAAUAUGCAGCGAGAUGGAGCACCAGGGGGACGGCGCCUGCCAACCUGUGGCUACGCCCCCUCCUGUGGCUGUUAAGAGCGAGCCGACGAGCUCCAGCUGCGGUGCCAAAUGCGGGGUGGCCUCAAUGAGUGGGAACAGCUCCCUCCCCACGCUGGGCACUCCGGAUUUUAUCGAGGCUCUGCUGAGCCAAGAUGGUGGCCAAGGCGAGGUCAAACAGGAGGAGGACUGGAUGAAGGACUGGAGCGUCAGUACCGAGGCACAGCACGCCAACUCCCCCCUGCCCUCCACCCUGGAUGCCAACCUCCUGUCCUCCCUCCUGCAGGGUGCCUUCCCCACCAUCAACCUGGGUAGUGUGCAUGUACCGGGGCGCACCCGAGUGUCACGGAGAGCUCCCGCCAAGAGCGGCAUGAAGGCCAAGGCGUUCCCGUGCUCCGUGGAAGGCUGUGAGCGCAGCUUCUCGCGUUCGGAUGAGCUCAACAGGCACGUGCGCGUCCACACGGGACAGAAGCCCUUCAAGUGCAGCGUGUGCGCACGGAGCUUCAGCCGCAGUGACCACCUGACCACGCACAUGCGCACGCACACGGGCGAGAAGCCGUUCUCCUGCGACGUGUGCGGGAAACGUUUUGCACGCAGCGACGAGCGGAAGCGACACGGCCGCGUGCAUGUUAAACAGCAACUCCGUGCACAGAUGAUGGCUGCCUACUCACUGGCUGUGAGUGCCGUGGUUUGACGUGGCAACGCAAAGGUGUUUUUGGCCUCCUGGUGAGGUGGAGGACUUCCUGCAUGAUGUGACAAUGUCCAUGUUUGUACCAAAGUUCUAUUUUUCUAUAUGUUUCUACCUGCUGUCAUACCUGUCAUGUGACUUUUUUAUGACUUGCACUGAUGCAUUGUGGGAUACGUGUUUAAUGUCCCGCCCCCUGCUUGAGGAUGCUCCAAUAAAAAACAAAACAUUUCA